Messenger RNA from Hypomesus transpacificus, 1474 nucleotides. It is a transcript of the gene mitd1, whose product is annotated as MIT, microtubule interacting and transport, domain containing 1. The record is from RefSeq and is a predicted model, not a curated record. The transcript is spliced from 7 exons. The coding region runs from base 239 to 979 and encodes 246 amino acids. Lineage: Eukaryota; Metazoa; Chordata; Actinopteri; Osmeriformes; Osmeridae. Gene Ontology annotation, cellular component: midbody. Gene Ontology annotation, biological process: midbody abscission.
UUCCUCGGGGAGUUAUUAUUGUGCGGUACCUUGGAGCUCUGGUAUGUGUACCGCAGAAUUUUUUUUUGAUGAUUCUGCCAAAAAUUAACUUAAGGGAAAAUCUGAAAUCACAUACUUUAAAUUUAACACAUGAAGUGUGACUGGUGUGUGUGCGAUUUGUCUAAGCAAAUAGAAGACGAUUUUUAGAAACCUAUUUGUUCUCAACUUGACUGAGUGUUGACAAUUCAGCUCUUGUAUCAUGACCCAAAAUCACGUUACCGGAAUGGAGACCUCGGCUAUCUCCGUCCUGAAGCGGGCGGUUGAACUGGAUCAUGGCUCGCGCUUCCAGGAGUCCCUGGUAUGUUACCAAGAGGGGAUCCAGCUUCUAAUAGACGUUCUAAAAGCUGUUAAAGACGACUCCAAGAAGCUUCACUACAGAGACAAGAUCAAGGGCUACAUGGACAGAGCGGAGCAGAUCAAGGUCCAUGUGAACCAGCUAAAAGAAGAAGGGAAAUACCAUGAGCAGAUCAGGAUAGCAGAAAACUCCACAGGCUACAGCUAUGAGGUUCUGUUCAAGCCUUACAUCAGUGAGGAUCUCACUGAGGUCUGGGUGGAGGACCCUUACAUACGGCACAUCCACCAGUUGUACAACUUCCUGCGUUUCUGUGAGAUGCUGCUGAAGGCUUCCUGUGGAGUGAAGAAAAUCCACCUCCUGACUUCACAGGAAGAGGACAGUUCCUCCCAGCAGGCAGGAGCUCUGGUGGAGCUGAGACAGAGCCUGCUGGCUCAUGGGGUGUGUCUGGAGCUCAAGUACUCUUCCUACAUCCAUGACAGGGAGAUCAGGUUUGACAACGGUUGGAUUAUCAAGAUAGGAAGAGGACUGGAUUACUUCAAGAAACCAAAAGGACGUUUCUCUAUCGGUUACUGUGACUACGACUUGAGAGAGUGCCAGGAGACCUCAGUGGACAUCUUUCACACCAAGCACACCAAGACUCUAUGAGAUCCAGAGAGGUGGAAUCCCAUCUCUCUGUUUUUGAGUAGUCCAUUGUCGGUCCAAUUUCUCCACAUCCCUCCGUCGCCUCCGAAUUGCUUUCAUUUAUAGUCAUAUAUAAUUAGAAACCUCAAAUGUGCCUUAUUAUGUGUGUAUCAACCUAGAUAUCAAGAAGCGCAGCAACAGCUUGACAGUUAUCUUCAUCAUCCUGCUCUAAAUGGUCAUACAGCACUUGCAAUUUUUUUAGGUUAUUUUAUUUUUGGGGAUUGAUACUUUCCACGUCUUGGACAUUAAUAGCGGGUCAUUAUCUUAUUUGUGUGUAUGUUUUAAUGGAGUGUGGGUCUGUGACUUGACUUCAUGAUGCAUUUUAAGGGAUACUGUUUGGACCAGAGGGUUGUAUGGUUAAACAAACAAUGCUUGAAUUCAUAGAAAAGAAAAGAAAACGGUUUUAUACAUGUAUUUUAUAAUAAACGUUUACAAUAAUAAACUAUAUUGAGAGACAAA